Saprolegnia parasitica CBS 223.65 is the source of this 914-nucleotide messenger RNA. RefSeq lists its product as hypothetical. The coding region runs from base 20 to 832 and encodes 270 amino acids. Lineage: Eukaryota; Oomycota; Saprolegniomycetes; Saprolegniales; Saprolegniaceae. The record is from RefSeq and is a predicted model, not a curated record. The transcript has 2 exons.
UUGUGGUGGUUGCUUGCGGAUGGCGAGUACGCUCGACGCUGUCGCCGCGGACCCGGCCCCGUUCUUUCGCUGCGCGUUCCGCAGCGCUAAGCGCGAGCUCUCGCUGCGCUUCUACGGCAAGAACUACCUUGUCGACCGGCGCGCCUUUCUGGCUCACUUGAGCGCGGACGCACUUGUGCACACGGCGCUCGUAGCCGGCCUCAUGGAGGCGCACCUCGUGCUUGUCCGUGCGCUUGCCGACAAGGCUGCGGGGCGAUGCACUGCUGCCGACGCCUGCACGUGCGACACCUUCGUGCGACCGUGGCUCGCCAACGUUGGCCGGGCCGUGGGCUACCCGACAAUGACCCGGCUGCUCGAGGACUGGUGCAUCGAGCACUUGACGGCGCGCACCACGGGGAAGCUUAUCAAGGACAUCUUCCUCUCGUCGCUGCGCAAGUCGGUCCGGUACCAAGGCCAGCGCGCGGCGAUCGCUCGUCUCAUGCUUCCAACGGCCGCACGCGCCGCCCUCCUCCCAGCGCUCGGCGUCUUUCUCGUCGAGCAAGGCGUAUUGCAGUGGCAGCUCGCGACCGCCCCCGCAGCGACGUACUGGUCGGCGACGUGGCAGCAGCUACUGCGACUCGUCGGCGCGGUUCUCGGGUCGGCCGUCGGCGCUGCCAUUGGUACGUACAUCGAGCCCGGCACCGGCACCGUGCUCGGCGCAGGGUUGGGGCAAGUGCUCUUCACGGGCGUCACGGCGUCCGACCGCGUCUUCCUCGACAGCACCCGUCUGUUUGCGUCGCGGGGCCGUAUGUACGUCGUGUCCGUUGGUGCUGCAAGCGUCUUGCUCUACUAAUCGUACGACGACAUUCAUAUUUCAGCACAAUUCUUGUCGACACCCCACUUUUGCACUCACGAAUGGAGCAACAAGCGCAUCC